AUGGCUGAGCCCAUGGAUGUCGACAUUGGGCCACCACGAGGCGUCAAACGCACGGCGGAAGAAGCAGGCUUGCCUCCUGAGGCUCCGCGUCGUAUCAAGGCAUGUCGAGGACUCCGGAGCAAUGUCGUCAAUAAAAUCGCCGCCGGUGAAAUCAUUGUCGCUCCUAUGAACGCUCUCAAGGAAUUGCUCGAAAACUCUAUCGACGCUGGAUCAACUUCUAUCGAGGUACUGGUCAAAGACGGCGGCCUCAAGCUCUUGCAAAUCACUGACAAUGGCCACGGAAUCGAGAAAGACGACUUGCCUAUCCUCUGCGAAAGGUUUACAACAUCCAAACUGAAAAACUUCGAGGAUCUUAUGUCCAUUGGCACCUACGGUUUCCGGGGAGAAGCCCUCGCCAGUAUCAGCCAUAUUGCUCACCUCAAAGUAACUACCAGGACUGCCAACUCGAGCUGCGCAUGGCAAGCGCAUUAUCAAGAUGGAAAGCUAACUGCCCCCAAACCUGGUCAAUCUCCAGACCCGAAACCCUGUGCUGGUCGUCCUGGUACUCAGAUCACUGUUGAAGACCUCUUCUACAAUAUUCCAAACCGUCGUCGAGCCUUUCGAUCUCCGUCAGAAGAGUAUGCCAAGGUGCUUGAUGUUAUUACCCGAUAUGCCGUUCACCGCGAAGGGGUUGCCUUUUCCGUGAAAAAGCACGGUGAAACAGGCAUAGGCUUCUCGGUGGCCGCUGCUGCAACCAAAAUCGACAGACUCAGACAGGCAUACGGUGGAAGUAUUGCAAAAGAGAUCGUGGAGUUCGGCACCGAAGAUUCACGCUGGGGCUUUAAAGCUGCGGGCUAUGCUACCAAUGCUAAUUACAGUUCCAAACGGACGGUGAUACUCCUCUUCAUUAACAAUCGGUCAGUCGAGUCAUCAGCCGUCAAGAAAGCUAUCGAGCAGACAUAUCAGUUAUUCCUUCCCAAAGGUGGACACCCAUUUGUCUACCUCAGUCUGGAUAUUGACCCUGCCCGAGUUGAUGUCAAUGUACAUCCCACUAAGCGAGAAGUCCAUUUCUUAAACGAGGACGAGAUUAUCGAAUUGGUUUGUGCAAACAUCCGGGAAAAUCUGGCAAAAGUCGAUACGAGCAGGACUUUCAAGACACAGACACUCCUGCCUGGAGUCACACCGAUGACGCCAAUUAAUCCAAGGACUCUGGCUGGAGAUCAAACAGCUGCUGCAGACGAGAGUACUUCAAGACGGACCUCAAUUUCUAAAAAGCCUUAUGAAAACAAUUUAGUACGCACCGACUCCAAAAUGCGAAAAAUCACUUCAAUGCUUCCGCCAGCCUUGACAAGUUCAACCUCUCAAGACGAAACAUUGGCAACUGCCGGUAUACGGUACGCAACCACCGAUCGAGAACAAAUCCAAAUACGCCUCACAUCCGUGAAAAAUCUCCGUGCUGAAGUCCGUGAUGCAAUGCACAAUGGUCUGACCGAAGUAUUCGCCUCUCUAACCUAUGUCGGUAUUGUGGACAGCAACAGAAGACUCGCAGCCAUCCAGUCUGGCGUCAAACUGUACCUCAUCGAUUACGGCAUGACCUGUAACGAAUUCUUCUAUCAGGUCGGGUUGACCGACUUUGGCAAUUUCGGGCUCAUCCAGUUCGAGCCUGCGCCUAACCUGAAGGAGCUUCUCGAAGUAGCAGCAGAGCAUCAAAUCUCAACUGAUCCGACUUGCACAGGGCUGAACAAAAGCCAAGUCGUAGACAAGGUAUAUGACCAACUCAUGAAAAGCAAAGCCAUGCUAGCGGAAUAUUUCUCCCUCGAGAUAUCCGACGACGGUCAUUUGCAGACGAUACCACUGCUGCUGAAAGGGUAUACACCAUGCAUGGCCAAGCUACCCACUUUCUUGUUGAGGUUGGGGCCUUUUGUGGAUUGGACGGAAGAGGAAGGGUGUUUUCGUACCUUUUUGAGGGAGUUGGCGAGCUUUUACGUGCCGGAGAUGCUGCCAACGCCUAGACCACAACCGCGUACGGUCAAGGACCCAAGCAAGGACAAGCAGGAGGGAGAAGCUGAUGUUGACGAUGAAGAUGUACAAGAUGUCAGAAACAAGCCAGAAGGUGACAGGCGAUAUACACAUGCACCUGAAGAUCUGCAAGACGACGAUACCAACAAGAACAGCAGAGACGACGUCGACGAAGCUACGGAGAAAAGGAGGACAGAACUCGAAUACGCACUAGAGCACGUGCUCUUCCCUGCGUUCCGGUCAAGAAUCGUCGCGACGCAAGGAAUGUUGAAAGGUGUCGUCGAGGUGGCCAAUUUGAAGGGCCUGUACCGUGUGUUUGAGCGGUGCUAG
Molecule: messenger RNA, 2328 nt
Organism: Fonsecaea multimorphosa CBS 102226
Lineage: Eukaryota; Fungi; Ascomycota; Eurotiomycetes; Chaetothyriales; Herpotrichiellaceae
Exons: 3
Coding region: 1-2328 (775 amino acids)
Biological process (GO): mismatch repair
Cellular component (GO): MutLalpha complex
Molecular function (GO): mismatched DNA binding; ATP hydrolysis activity; ATP binding
Source: RefSeq, a predicted model, not a curated record